AUGUCGGCUGACAGCACUUCAAUCUACACCGGUUUCUGGGUCAAUUGGUCUCACGGCCGCGUCCUCGGAUCUACAAUUACACUCUCUGCGCGUAACAGCGCAAUUCUGACCUCUUUCAUUGCUACAUUUGUUACAAUUGUCGGAGCUCAGCUGUGGAAGAUCUUGUGCUUUAUCUUCCAUCAGAGCCGGGCGUCGCAGAAGCCCAAGGACGGGCUCUACCAUCAGCAUCAAAAUGUGUUUCGCAAUUCAAGUACACCCGGGGGAGCCGCAUGGUCAUUCAUACUUCAGAGUUGGCAUUGGUCCGGCCGAGCACGCCACGUCAUGCUACGCUCGCUACCCUGGGCUCUGUUCUCGAUCUCAUAUAUCGUUGUUUUCGCUGUCUUGUCCAUUUUCGCUUCUUCCGAAGUCACGAAGGCCGCAGGGCAGGAUCGACUGAUACAGAGCUCCCAGUGCGGGUACUGGGGCACAAAUCGCAGUACGAAUGCGGAGGGACAUUACCAACCUGGACAAGGGGCAUUCGCAGCUAAAGUUCUAAAAGACAGUCAGGACGCAUCGGCAUACGCUCGCAGGUGUUACGAUGGGUCAGCGGAUGCCCUCGGCUGCGACAUGUACGCCACCCCUGUCAUCCGGUGGGAAGGCAAGGCGACCGAUUGCCCAUUCAGAGACAAUAUAUGCUGGCGAAAUAACACCUACCAAAUGGAUACUGGAUUGCUCGACUCCCAUGAUGAUCUGGGUAUAAACACCCCAGUGGAAGAGCGGUUAAAGUAUAGGAGAGUGACUACGUGUGCGGUGCUUGUCGAGGAAGGCUAUAUAGAGCAAAAUAACGACUCGGCGUUGGUCACAUGGAAUUAUGGACCUUCCGGUGACCGGAAUUACACAAUCUCUUAUAGCAAAUAUGCGGUACGCUCGAAUAUUGGCUACAUAGUCAAUACGAACUACGCGAACGCCGGCGGUCACUCCUCCUGGACACCUGCUGCACCUCUCAAUCGGACGGAUGCUGAUGUUCAAAUGGUGUUCAUCUCAGCAAACUCAAUGCUGUACUCAGUACCUGUUGAUGACCCUGUCUUCUCUGCUCACUUGGUCAGCAAUAUCUCCCUCACCGGUAAUGAUGGUCAGGAACUUGUCUACUAUGAAGCCGAUUCAUACCUCAGUCCUAUUGCCUGUACCGAGCAACAUCAAAUCUGCCACGGUGAUGCCUGCACACCGCUUUCUGCUUACGGUGUAGUAUUCUCCCAGUCCCAAGGCCUAACCGAGCUUCAAGAAGCCAUAUCUCAACGACUAGCAUUCGCAGCUAUCUUCACGGGCGUGGCUCAAGUGAUCAACGGUCGCUCGGGUACAGCUCUCAGGGCCUUGGAAACUGCUCAGGCGAUCCAUCAAGUCUCAUUGCCUGCAAAUCAGUGGCAGGUCGAACUCUCGUCCUGGUUCAACACUGGUCUUGUGAUUUUGCAGAACGUUUUGCGAGACUAUGCCAGCCCCACGAAUCUGGGGCCCGGAAGCUAUGUUCGCGCACCUGAGACUCCAGCAGAAGUUGCAAUGUGCUCCAUCCAAAAGACUCAAGCAACAUAUGGCACCAUCUCUUUCUCCGUGCUGGGCCUAGCGAUCAUCCUUGUUGUUGGUGCAAUCGUGCUUGUGCUCAGUUGCAUCUUGGAGACCGCAGCAAGCUUCAUCGGACUAGAGAGCUACCAGAACUGGAUUCUGGAUGACAAGCUGCAGCUGCAGCGGAUGGUUUUCGAAGGAAGAGGGGUGAGCUGGCUCAAUACCCGCGGUCCUAUUCCCGUCACCGCGGCUGGAGAGAGAUUUCCGAGCGUGGCACACUUGCCUGAAAGCCAGGCCCUCAUGUUCGAGGACGAUAAGGCGGUCGGGGUGAACGUGAGGGAAUUUCGUUGA
Molecule: messenger RNA, 1887 nt
Organism: Endocarpon pusillum Z07020
Lineage: Eukaryota; Fungi; Ascomycota; Eurotiomycetes; Verrucariales; Verrucariaceae
Exons: 2
Coding region: 1-1887 (628 amino acids)
Source: RefSeq, a predicted model, not a curated record